Messenger RNA from Erinaceus europaeus (western European hedgehog), 1627 nucleotides. It is a transcript of the gene L3HYPDH, whose product is annotated as trans-L-3-hydroxyproline dehydratase. The coding region runs from base 80 to 1144 and encodes 354 amino acids. Gene Ontology annotation, molecular function: hydro-lyase activity. The transcript is spliced from 5 exons. NCBI's taxonomy places the organism in Eukaryota, Metazoa, Chordata, Mammalia, Eulipotyphla, Erinaceidae. The record is from RefSeq and is a predicted model, not a curated record.
CUGCUGCAGGUCCUCCCUCGCGCUCGUAACCCCCCAGGCGCGCACCCAGCUGCCAUCGCGGAGAUCCCAGUCGCCAGCAAUGGAGAGCGCGCUGCCUGUGUGCGGGCUACCCCCGCACGACCCGAGGACUCCGGCGCUGUCAGUGGUGGACAUGCACACGGGCGGCGAGCCCCUGCGCAUUGUGCUGACGGGGUGUCCGGAGGUGGUCGGCCCCACGCUGUUGGCCAAGCGGCGCUACAUGCGCCAGCACCUGGACCACGUGCGGCGACGGCUCAUGUUCGAGCCCCGGGGACACCGGGACAUGUACGGCGCGGUGCUGGUGCCGAGCGAGCUGCCAGACGCGCACCUGGGCGUCCUGUUCCUGCACAACGAGGGCUACAGCUCCAUGUGCGGCCACGCAGUGCUGGCUCUGGGCCGCUUUGCGCUCGAUUUUGGGCUCGUGCCUGCGCCCGAGGCGGAAGCCCGCGAGACCCGCGUCAAUAUCCACUGCCCCUGCGGGCUGGUGGCCGCCUUCGUGGAGUGCGAGGGCGGCCGCAGUCGCGGCCCGGUGCGCUUCCACAGCGUCCCGGCCUUCGCAUUGGCUACAGAUCUCCUGGUGGAUGUUCCUGGUCAUGGGAAGGUGGCAGUGGAUGUUGCUUAUGGUGGUGCAUUUUAUGCCUUUGUUAGCGCUGAAAAGUUAGGACUUGAUAUUUAUUCUGCAAAGACAAGGGACCUUGUGGAUGCAGCAAGUACAGUAACAGAAGCAGUAAAAGCUCAGGUUAAAAUUAAUCAUCCAGAUAGUGAAGAUCUUGCCUUCUUAUAUGGAACCAUAUUAACAGAUGGGAAAGAUUCAUUUAGUGAAGAACCAACCACCAAUAUCUGUGUGUUUGCAGAUGAACAGGUUGACAGAAGUCCUACCGGCUCAGGAGUGACAGCUCGAAUUGCCUUACAGUAUCACAAAGGCCUGCUAGAACUGAACCAGACCAGAGCCUUUAAAAGCAGUGCUACAGGCUCAGUAUUCACAGGGAAGGCUGUGAGAGAGGCAAAGUGUGGAGAUUUUAAAGCCGUUAUAGUAGAGGUAUCCGGACAAGCCCAUUACACAGGUACAGCAAAUUUCAUAGUAGAAGAAGAUGACCAGCUGAGGGAUGGUUUCCUUCUCAAGUGACUUCUGUGACUACUUAGAGUAUGUAUAUCUCUAUCUACAAGUAGACAUCGAUGGAUAUAGAUCUAGCCACAACACAUUAUUUUAGAAAUAGGUUGGCUGACAGAAAAAUUGGAUAUAACUUUUAAUUAAAGAAAAUUUACUUGUAAAUAAUAACUGCUACAAAACAGACAAAUCUAGAACUUUUAAUUCCAGGUCCAGUGUUUUCCUACUAUACUUCCUCUCCUUCUAAGACAUACAAAACUUAACACUAGGAUAUGGCAUUUCAGUGAAAAAAAAAUUUAUUUAUUGUCAUUAAACAGAUGCUGUUUAAAUCUUUCUGAAUUCUAGUUCAAAGCCAAACUCACUAGUAUUUCGACACUAACCUUCAGACUUUACACAUGCAUCAAAUAUUCUUUUCUUUUUGGGGAGGUGAGGCUGAAGGAAAGUCCAGGGGCAUUUCAUGUGAAGUCUUUCUUAAUCAAUUACCCAUGGAAGAAUAAGUCA